Molecule: messenger RNA, 3113 nt
Organism: Durusdinium trenchii
Lineage: Eukaryota; Dinophyceae; Suessiales; Symbiodiniaceae
Source: the annotation of a GenBank genome assembly
AUGCUAACGUCAGGCACUUUGCGGACUGACACGCCUGCAGCUGAUGCAAUUGGCUACCGUCAGGUAUUGGACUAUUUCACCAGGCCCAAUGCAAGCGAAGAUGAUGUGGAGAGCUUCACUGCCUUUCUCCGGAGGUUUGCUGCAGCGUCCAGGAAUUAUGCAAAAUAUCAAAUGCAGUGGUUCAUGAAGGACUUUUCUUUCAUGUGGGUGCUGGCCAACCCAGCGAAUCCGGAAGAAGUUGGAGCAAAGCUCCAUGAUCUCUGUCGUUUGCGAAAGUCAAGUUUUCUUUCAAAGGCAAGCCAAGAUAAGGUUGAGCGUGAGAUGCAGGCAGAACAAGCAUCUGCCAUGGCCUGGACCUUCAAAAGUGAUUUGGAGGAAGGAGACCUGCCAAAGCAGGAACAGGCAGUACUUCUUUCAAGAGCAGACCAGUGUACACGAAGGGUUCCCCAAGCAGAACGACAGCAGCUUCCCUUGCUCUCCAGCUUUGUGCUAGAAAGUGGCGUGAAUGUGGGAAAGGUCUACUGGUUCGGGAGGCAUCGCAAGUGGGGUUGGGGCAACCCAUUGGGCAAGCUGCAUCGACAAGGGCUCCAGCUGUUUGGUGCAAACGGGUGGCAGGUGAUCAAGGAAGAUGAUGAUAGUGUCCUUCCAGCCUUUUGCUGGCCCGCCCGCCAAGCCAGCCACUUUCCAGCUCGUAGCUCGUCGGAAGACCUGCCACUGAUCCGACCAUUUCCCCAGGAGUUCACGAGGAGACUUGACAACAAGGCCAGCCUUGCAAAACUUCUUUCAGCAGGAGGAUGCCAUGACAUACACCCGGACACCUGGGAUGCGCAGAUCUUUCUGAAAGAACCACCAGUGUCGACGGAGUCAGAGGUGUUUUUCCUGAAGCACAGCCUCGGAGUAAAAGGCACGGGAGUGAAUGUAUAUCGUCGAGCUGCACUAAUGAGUCGCCUCAAUGCCUUGGGGCCAAAAGGUUGUGAGCCCUUCGUCGUGCAACGUUGUGUUGCACCUCCAGCGCUUCGAAACGGGCGUAAAUGGGUGAUUCGAGCCCACGCAUUGUUACACGGAAAAACAGAUGGCAGGCUGUGCCUUUUCUUACACAAUGAAAUGAUAUCUUUGGAGUACGGACAGGUGUACACAGAGCAGCCUGAGGUCAAAGCUGCCCAUGUUAGCAACAGCGCCAAGAUCAAGUACCUCCCAAAGCCUGAGCUCGUCCAAGAUGAUUCGCUGAUUCAACAGCUUCGAUCACUUACCCAAAGGCUAUUUGCUUCUGUCCUUGAGCAUGUGCCCAGAGGACCAUUCACACCCAAAGAAGCAGAACUGUGUCAGAUAUUUGGCUUGGAUGUGAUUCUCGACGGGAUGGGAAAAGCUUGGCUGCUUGAAGUCAACGACUACCCAGCAAUUGCAUCUGGAACUAUGGAGCAUGUGGACUUGAGGGUUUACACAAACCUUGUACGCGAUGUGCUUCGCCUGGUUGUGCUUCCAAAAGUCGAUGGCACAGUUUCUGCGCUUGGAGGUUGGCAUCCAAUUAAGCUGCCGGCAGCCCCAGCAGUGGCCGCCAAGCCGUCUGCUUUGGCAUUAGACGAUGAGUGCACAUUGGAGGAGUGUGCACUUGACGCAUUGCAAAGAAGAGCUCGGACAUUUGAGUUGCCGCCACCAAGUGAAGUGGAAACAGCGCCUGACGACGAGAACCUCAAGCCUGAUGAUGCUUCAGCUCCGGCAGAAUCUCCGAAAGAGACAGCCGAUGUCGGGGUUGAGGACGCCCCAGCUCCAGAAUCUUCAAACGACGCCGAAGUCAAUGGCGCUCAGGCCGAGGGCAGCGUGGGAAGCAGCAAUGGCACGACCUCAAAGGCUCCGAGCAACGCAAGCAAUUCCUCGGCCACUGUCAGCCAGGACGUGGAUGCAGAUAGCAAGGCAAACGUCACUGGCAACAACACCAAUGCAUCGGUGAACGUGGAGGCCAAUUGCGCGGAAGCGUAUGCGCAGUGCGGUGGCAUUGGUUGGAAAGGUGCCACUUGCUGCAAAGGAGGCAGACUUUGCCAUGAGGAAGUGACUAUAGCAAACAUCCCGACGACGACUACAACCACUACAAAUAAAGAUCCGGAGCACUGCCAGCUGGGGUAUCAGCAAUGUGGUGGACUGACCACCAGUGGAGUUCCUUUCAUUGGAAAGCCAUGCUGCGAGGGAGGAUAUUAUUGCACAGAGGUCAAUGAGAACUACAAGCAAUGUGAGCCUCCCAAGAAGGGCGGCCCCCACUUCGUGUACAAGCCGUCGGAGCAGCUAAAGAAACCCAGCGAUGCACCGCUCUUCACCUUCUAUGUCUACAGAGCCGAAUCUGACGAUGAAGACUACGUCACAAAUGUCAAUGUUGCAAAUUUGCCUCGAGUGAUGUGGUAUCUCCACAACGAGGUUGUCUGGCAGACGCCACGCAAGUUCAACAUUUCCAGGAUCUACCGGCACAAGAUUUCGACACGUGCGACUGCACCUCUCUUUGCCCUUGGCAUGAAUUUUGGAGUUCGCUUUGCCUACGACUCUGCCCAGUGCACAGGUCCUUGGAAUUGCGAUCUGAAUUUUGAGAAGUAUGGCUAUUUUGUUGGAUGCAAUAACCUGGGACAAUUUCCGUUUCCAACAUACAAGAUUUAUUAUGAUGAUGCCAAGUGGUACACUCUUCCGGGCCCGUGCUCUUCCAACACCUUUGCGGACUGCUGUUACCCUCCCGGCCCUCAUGUAGCAUCCCCCUCACUGGCUUCUUUGGCAACAAACACUUACUUUUCCACCAGACCUGUCAACGUUCAAGAGCAAAGUGCACAUUUUGAUAGGUGCUGAGGACAUCAGACCCAUCUUCGAACUGUUUCUCAAAGAACCCAUUGAUCUUGCAAGCACGGACUAGGGCAGGGUAUUGCGGGCCUGCGCUCCAUUGUGCGUGAACAUCCUCUUGGGGAUUUGCUCGUUAAUUGUUUGUUUCUUUGGAAUGCUUAUUUAAAAAAAUUAUACCAGCGUAGACCCCAAACAGUUUGUGCGUUUAUGAAUCUAAGAAGUAAGCCACAGAGACGAACUGUCAAACAGUCAAUGGCUCAAACCGUUCCAGCUCGCGGUGAUCAACUCGGACCUUCUGG